Messenger RNA from Cydia fagiglandana, 1106 nucleotides. Its product is annotated as circadian clock-controlled protein daywake-like. The transcript is spliced from 7 exons. NCBI's taxonomy places the organism in Eukaryota, Metazoa, Arthropoda, Insecta, Lepidoptera, Tortricidae. The record is from RefSeq and is a predicted model, not a curated record. Bases 166 to 936 code for a protein of 256 amino acids.
GCGCAGCGCGCUUGUGGCGCAACACAGGGUCGGCGCCCGCGCCGCUCCCUCGCUACAAAUAACAGAAAUUUCGGCGCCGCCGCACAUUUACCAACAGACACCCAAUCGAUGCUAACUUCGCAAAUAAACUCUGCAUCUAAAUAGAUCACAGUCUCACGUGCGAAAAUGAAGGUGUUUCUGGCUUUAACGAUCUGUCUGGCUAUGACACAAGGGCGUGUUACGCCCGACUACUUUCCGCAAUGCAAGAAGAGUGACCCAGAAAUAAACAAGUGCAUCAUGCAGGCCAUCGAGGUGAUGCGGCCGCGCCUGCGCGAUGGCAUUCCUGAGGUGAACAUCCCGGCGCUGGAGCCGUUCGCGGUGCCCACGCUGAAGCUGGACCGCACGCAGCCCAACCUGCGGCUGAAGGCGGUCGUCAAGAACAUCCGCGCCCUCGGCGGCUCCAACUUCGUCGUUGAGAAGCUUAAGUUGAACUUAAACAACAAGUACGCGGCGGAGGUGCGCCUGUCGCUACCGCACCUGGCCGUGUCGGCGGACUACGACGUGCGCGGCUCGCGCCUGCUCGUGCUCGAGAUCGACGGCAAGGGCAAGCUGCGCGGCAACUUCACUGGAAUAUCUGUGAUCGCUAAGGGUGCGGCUAAGGUGGUGGAGAAGGAAGGCGUCCGCUACCUGCAGGCGGACAAGAUCGUCACGCGCGUGAAGGUUGGACACGGGCAGGUCGCCUUCGACGACACGGAGCGGCCUUUGGCAGCGGCUUCGGCGGCGAACUUCUUCAAUGCCAGCCCAGGCGUGGUGCUGGACAUCCUGAGCCCGCUGGUGGACGAGACGGCGGCGGCGGUCCUGAAGGCCUUCCUCAACAAGGUGCUGGCCAAGAUCCCCCUGCACGAGGUCCUGCUAGAGGACGACCAUGCGUCGCCCUCUUAUGGCAUGCCAUUUUAAGAUUGAUUUAACCAUUACCUAUUUAACAUUUACAAAUUAUCAUAUAAGUUAUUUGUAGGAAUAUUUUAACUAUGAAAUUUUCUUUGUCCUCUUAAGGACACCAAAGAGUUCUUGUGUACCUGCUAUUGUAGGAUAAGAUUAGAAAUUACAUGAUAAAUUUACAAAUGUCA